AUGAAACAUCUCCUGGUUUAUCCUGCAAUUGUUCUUCUCUUAGCUGCAUGUCAACAACAAAACAAAGCGGGUGAUGAAAAAAAAGUCUAUGGUUCCGCAACCGCAAAGAUCACCAAUGAGCCCAAUUCUUCUUCGAAAAACGAAGGUCCAUUAGCGUUAGCUCCUAACUUACCUAAGCUACAAGAAGGAGAUACGGUGGAUGUAAAGUUUGAUGUGAGGCACCAGGUUUUUCCUAUUUCAAAAACUGUCAGCUAUACGGCCUGGACUUUUGGCGGGUCGGUGCCAGGUCCGGUACUAAGAGUCCGCGUAGGCCAAACAGUCCGCUUCUCAAUGACAGACCGAUCCAACGACACAAUGAAUAAUAUGGCCAUGCACAUGAACAUGGUUCCUAUGCAACACUCUAUAGAUUUUCAUUCAGCAAUGGUCAAUCCCGAAGAUAAAUACAGAAGCAUUCAACCAGGGGAAACCAUCCACUUCACAUGGACAGCAAAUUAUCCCGGUGUAUUUAUGUACCACUGUGGCACCCCCAUGGUACUGCUUCACAUGAUAUACGGUAUGGUGGGAAUGGUAAUUGUAGAACCAAAGAAUGGUUAUCCCGGUAAAGUCGAUCAUGAGUUCGCAUUUGUUCAAAACGAAUACUAUUUGAAAAAGGAAGGAGAACUUUUUGUUCCCGAUACUGCUUUAGCCCUGAAAAAACAGCCAACCCUCGUUGCAUUUAAUGGUAAAGUAGGGCAAUAUAUUGUCAAUCCUCUAAAAGUAAAAGCGGGUGAAAGAAUCAGGGUGUACCUGUUAAACGCCGGCCCGAACAAUGCGACAAAUUUUCACGUGAUUGGUACUAUAUUAGAUAAAGUGUGGUUGGAUGGUAAUCCAAAAAACGAGUUAGUCGGUAUGCAAUCUGCUUAUAUUGGCCCCGCCAGCGGUGCCAUCCUCGAAUUUGUCAUUCCGGAGAAAGGAAAAUCUUCCACUAAAACUCGUUUCGCCGCAUCUACAAUAGAUUCUCCCAUCGGGCAAAAUUGUGUCGUAAGUGUCAUCGUGCAAUAG
This is a messenger RNA of Ostertagia ostertagi, 1041 nucleotides long. The record is from the annotation of a GenBank genome assembly. Lineage: Eukaryota; Metazoa; Nematoda; Chromadorea; Rhabditida; Trichostrongylidae.